AUCACCCUGACUCUAAGCACCUUUCAUCCCUGGGCAUCUUAAGACUCCAGGACAGGUGAAAGAACCGAGAAAUAUGAGCCCGACCACGGUCCUGGAAGAAGCCAUCAGAGAUGCCCACGAGUGUGAUGACGAGAUUCAGCUCUACAACGAGCAGAUCGACACCCUGUGGAAGGAGAUUGAAGAGGUGGAGAGGAGCCUGGAGAGGUCAUCCUACAACUGCCGGCACCUGGUGGUCGCCCAGCAGACCCUGAGGAACGAGUUGGACCGGUAUCAUCGCGUCAUCGAGAAUGAAGGCAACAGAUCUCACCAGGGCUGUGCAGGAUAUAACUGCAGUGAAAGCAAGACGCAAAGGCCUUCCCAAGAAACUUCCGAGGAAAAAGGAGAUGGUAGCGGAAGACAGAGCAGAUGAAAUUCUGGAAGACACCGCUGAGAGGUCCAGAGGACAUGAAGCCAGGGCGGGAGGUGCUCAAAGAAGAGGGUGAGUCUAAGCU
Messenger RNA from Dama dama (fallow deer), 491 nucleotides. Its product is annotated as filensin-like. Gene Ontology annotation, biological process: lens fiber cell development. The transcript is spliced from 3 exons. The record is from RefSeq and is a predicted model, not a curated record. Lineage: Eukaryota; Metazoa; Chordata; Mammalia; Artiodactyla; Cervidae. Gene Ontology annotation, cellular component: intermediate filament; cytoplasm. Gene Ontology annotation, molecular function: structural constituent of eye lens. Bases 74 to 409 code for a protein of 111 amino acids.